Molecule: messenger RNA, 1134 nt
Organism: Trematomus bernacchii (emerald rockcod)
Lineage: Eukaryota; Metazoa; Chordata; Actinopteri; Perciformes; Nototheniidae
Gene: gins2
Product: GINS complex subunit 2
Exons: 5
Coding region: 138-698 (186 amino acids)
Biological process (GO): double-strand break repair via break-induced replication; DNA replication
Cellular component (GO): GINS complex; nucleus
Source: RefSeq, a predicted model, not a curated record
ACGUCCCCGGUAGUGACGUAGCUGUCUCAUCCUCCUUGUUUUUUUUAGACAGGCUGCAGCGCGGGAAAACAAGACGAAGAGUAGAUGUGAGGGUACAAGAGUUUGGAAAUAAAAAUUAUCUUGCCAACCUGACAGCUAUGGAUGCCUCGGAGGUAGAGUUCCUCGCCGAGAAGGAGACGGUGAAGAUAAUUCCAAAUUUCAGUUUAGACAAGAUCUAUUUGAUCGGGGGCGACCUGGGUCCCUUCAACCCCGGACUGCCUGUCGAUGUUCCCGUCUGGCUGGCCCUAAACUUGAAACAAAGACAGAAAUGUAGAAUUGUUCCUCCUGCGUGGAUGGAUGUUGAUAAACUGGAGGAGAUGCGAGAUCUUGAGAGGAAAGAGGACACCUUUACGCCUGUUCCCAGUCCGUACUACAUGGAGCUGACCAAACUGCUUCUGAACUUUGCGUCUGACAACAUCCCUAAAGCGGAUGAGAUCCGCACGCUGGUCAAAGACAUCUGGGACACGCGUAUUGCCAAACUCCGCCUCUCCGCCGACAGCUUCAUCAGUCAGCUGGAGGCGCAUGCCAAGCUGGACAACCUGACCCUGAUGGAGAUCAACACCAUACGCGCCUUCCUGCUCGACUCUCUCAACUGCUUGUACAAGCUUCGCUCCAAUCAGCACCCUGGGUCCAGUAAGGGACAGUUCGCUGACUUUUAAACUCAGAAUUCAAAGCCUGCUGCACAGGUUCCCAUCUUGUCCCAUGAUCUCAAGUCUUCAACUACAGAUUGUUCUUUCUCACCCGGCCCUUCAUUACGCUAAAGACUCUUUUUUUCUCAGAAAUGUAAUUCAAAGAUAUCUAUCAAUGACCUCUUGAUGGCAACUGAAUUUGACUUGCUUUUACUUUGGUUUUGUCAAUGGGUUAUAUUUGUUGUGUGAGACAUGCAUUACUCUGUACAAAUGAAAAGCAUCUAGGCUUUAUAUGUAUCUUCUGUUUGAAUUAUGUGCAUAUUUAAUUUAAGUAAGGAUGCUCGCUGUAGUUUAAAACUGCCACCAUUGUUGUAUAUGUCAGUUAAUGUCAAAAUAAAUGUAUUUGUGUAGAGUUCUAGGGUAUAGAAUUGUAUUCCUGGACUAAAACAGAUAUUUGAAGAAGUCA